AUGUAUCAGUGCAUCACCAAGUACCACCACAGACCCACUGAUGCCCUGAACCAGGUCUGGGAGGAGAUUCCCCCAGACCCAGAUGUUGUUGGGAUGAGACUGCCACAGCCCAGCAUCUCCCUGACGUCUUCUAAUGGAGGGCUGGUCCUGAGUCCUGCAGAGGUCACCAGGGGUUACAGCUUUGUCAUCACCUGCUCCAUAAACUGCAGCUAUCCUGAAGGCCGUUUCUUUCUCAUCUUCUCUGGCUCCAACAUCAACAAGUCAUCAGUCAACCACUCAGCCUCCUUUGACUUCCCUGUAGCAGAGUAUGAACACCAGGGCAGCUACAGCUGUGUGUACGAAGUCACAUUGUCUGCACGGAGAUUCAAUUCCACUGAGACAACACCAAUUGUUGUCAUUGUUAAAGUGCCUCUGUCGCAUCUGGUCUCCUCAGUAGCUGGCGGGUGUCUGUUGCUGCUCCUGCUGGUCUUGUUGGUGGUCUGGCUCUUCUGCACGAGAAGACGAAGAGCCAAGCAGCCUGAAGCCCACGUCCAAACUCCAAUGACUGACAACAACCAUUAUGAGGAUGAUGAUAAUGAGGAGAACUAUGAUGAUGAAGACAAGGGGGACUAUGUGAACAUAGAGCUACUGGAUACCAACAGAAAACAGGGAGAGGAAGUAGAAGGAAUGGAAGAAGAAGAAAAUGAGGAUUAUGAGAAUAUGACUACUGAAGACAUUUAUAUAGAAGCUGUGGACACUUUUGCUAUUGUACAAAACAACAGAGAACAAGAAGAUGAAGAAGAACCCAGCGAUGAUGAACAGGACUAUGUAAAUGUAUCCCCAGACAUUUAUUUAUCCAACUGAUGACAUUUACAAAAAUAUUAGGAUAGAAUAGAACUUUAUAAUUGUCACUGUACAUUGUUAAAUGCAAUUGAAAAUAACAGUGAAUCACUGGUUAUUAUGGAUA
Molecule: messenger RNA, 946 nt
Organism: Monopterus albus (swamp eel)
Lineage: Eukaryota; Metazoa; Chordata; Actinopteri; Synbranchiformes; Synbranchidae
Exons: 4
Coding region: 1-843 (280 amino acids)
Source: RefSeq, a predicted model, not a curated record